Molecule: messenger RNA, 3662 nt
Organism: Syngnathus acus (greater pipefish)
Lineage: Eukaryota; Metazoa; Chordata; Actinopteri; Syngnathiformes; Syngnathidae
Gene: phc3b
Product: polyhomeotic-like protein 3
Exons: 11
Coding region: 480-3281 (933 amino acids)
Cellular component (GO): PRC1 complex; nucleus
Molecular function (GO): protein binding; zinc ion binding
Source: RefSeq, a predicted model, not a curated record
UGUAAUCUUUUUAUUUGGGAUAAUUUAUACGAUAGACCCAUACAUUGAAUCCGAGUUAGAUCACGGCACGAUGAAACUCGUAAGCCAAUGUAGCACUGGUCUGAAUGUUUGUUUUGGAGCUGCGUUGCCACAUUCAAUAUGGCGACGACGUUUCCGUACGAUUCCGGGCCAAGGCGGGGUCAAUGUCUAUUUGACAUCUCGGGUGACGAGGAAGUCGCCACUGACAGCGACUGCGCUCGUUCAGACUCCACUAAUAGCCCUCACCAGUGCACUAGUGCACACCGUCCAGUUCAGUGGAGGGCUGAGCCAACCACUACACUAACCAACCACACGCCCAUCUCUCCCUUUGGCUGGCUGGCAGGCUUGCUGACACCGCGAGCGCGUCAUCGCGUGAGAAUGUUCCGUGGAGCGGAUGGAGGAGCGGAUGGACCGGGCCGCCGCGCUUCGCUGACGCCAGGAGAUCGUUAAAGCGUUGCAGGAUGGACAAGGAGGCGGGCGGCGCGAGCCAAUCAGACCGCGGACCGGCCUCCUCUUCCUCCUCCGAUUCGGCCGCCGCCGGCACACCAACGCCACCCCGCCUCACACCCAACCCCAUGCUGCUGCAGGACUUGCCGGCACCCCCGCAGACGCCCGUCACGUCCUCCCCGCCGCCACCGCUCACUCCCGCGCCAUCCCUCUCCACACCCAAGAUGGCGGCGGCAGCCAGGACUUCCUCCCCUCACGUCCUGGUCCCCGCCCCCCCUAAACUGACCACCACGGCGAGUUCCGCCCUUCGUACGUACGCUCGCCCCAUACUGCCCUGCGCUUCCAAGACCACCGCGCACGUCUCGUCUUCUUCUGUAGGGGGCACCACUUCUUCGCCAUCUUUGUCAACAACCGCCUCUUCAGCCAAAACAUCCAUGGUACUGACCAAUGGGAGCACAAGGAGUGUUCCCGCGCCGACCUCCAACACCAUUACGCCCUUCCACACGCCCGCUAGUCCACCUGGAAGACAGGUGCCACAGCCUCACCCGGCAGGCUCGCCCGGGUCCGCCAGGCACAGGACUUCCCAACAGGCCUUGCUCCUGGGAAAAGGUCUCAAAGGCUCCGGGCAAGAGCAGGUGCUGCUCAGAACUCAGAUGGUGAGCAACGCGGGCACGCCGAGCGGCGCUGUCGGCCGCCGCUUGACAGUGGCCUCUUCUUGUCUCGUGUCCGUUUGUGGCGCGCAGCUUCAGAGCGUGACGCAGAGGCCGCCCCUGCCCGCCGCCUUGGCUGCGCCCCCCUCCCUGCGCCUGAAGCCCCCCGCCUCGGCCCCGCCUCCACUCUCCCGCCCGCAGACGGCGCUCUUCCCUCCUCUGAGGCCACGUCCUCCAACCGCGCCCUGCCGCCACCUGUCGGUACCGCCUCCGACGCUCUACUCGCCGGUGCGAGCCGUCCCUCUGCGCCCCAAACUGCAGUGCGUGCGAGCGCUGUCGCCGUGGGUUUCCGCCGCUCUCCAGACGCAGCCACCGCCGACUGAGAUCGGCGUCCUCCCCGUGACCGUCCCGCCGCUCGCCGCUUCGUCCUCGGAGACACCGCCAUCCGCAUCCAGGCGCCUACAAAUUAUCGCUCUCUCUUCAGCCCGCCCGCCGCAGUCUGUCGCACGGCCGACUUUGAGCAGACGGGAAGCGCUUCCGCUUUCUCAAAGUGUCGCGUCGCCUCCCCGCCGGAAGGACAGCGAGGCUCCGCCGGCGGGCCUCCACGAUGUCCAUGUGACUGAAAAAGACCAAAGACGGGAAGAUGAGGACGAACCAGUCAAGAUGGAGGCGAAGAAGGAAGCUGACCUUCUGGAGAGACAGCAAAUGGAGGUGACGGAAGAAGACCACGGUGACCGGGAACAGCCCAUGGAGCUGCAAGAGGAAGGCGCCGCCGCUGAGGUGCCAUCACCUGUCGCUCGGCCACAAGCGCUCAAAGAGCCGCCGACAGAAUCAAACAUCACCGAGACUGAUCUUCCGGAAGCGCUUCCUGUCCGGCCUCCGGAAGCUUGCGUACGUGCCAUCGAGGCGCCGGAACUUCCUGCAGACGGGACCGGCCAGGAGGAACUCUGUGAACGCGUCACUGACGACAGAGGUGACAUCAUCAACGAGAGCGUGUCGGCGCACUCCGACAACCACUCAGCAUUGUCCAGCCUGUCAUCACAGUCCCCACCCUCGUCUCCGUGGACGGAUCCCGCGUCUCACGCCGCUGCCCAGCCGCUCAACCUCAGCCGGUCGCAACCGGCCGUCGAGAACAGACGUGCGAGCGAAACCGCGACAGAAGCGGAGCCGCCUCCGGACCCAUCGGAAGACGGACCCGAGGACCGAGCAACGGACAGGCCGUGGCAGACCGGGCCGUGGCCUCAAGGCAGAGACGUCUUGACGCACGUGGUCGAAGGCUUCGUCAUACAGGAAGGACUGCAACCCUUUCCUGCGGCGCCAUCGCCGCCGGCGCAGGAAGUGAACGGGAGUAAGACGGCCGUGACGGCGACAGAGGAGGCGACGGAACAUUCUGAACAUUCUACAGACUCGCAAGACGAGGACGGCAAAGACGCGCAACAACAUGGGACACGAGCUUCCCAUUGCGAGCGCACCGUCCUGCACUGCCAGUUCUGCGGCAAGAGAGGCCACGCCCACAACUUCAUGCGCUCCAAACGCUUCUGCUCAACUUCCUGCGCUCGCGGGUUCAACGUACGCCUGACCAAGCGGCUGCGGGCGCUGAGCGCCGGUAGCCGUGGUGACAGGCCGACACGGCCGGUUCUCAACAGGGCGCAAUCUGUGCCGGGCAAACCGCUCCUGCUCAGACUGCCUCGUGAUCUCUGGAGCGCUGGACGUAGAGAGAAGGACGCCAAAGAGGACAAGAAAGUUGUGGUGGCGACGGAGGAGGAGCAUCGCCAAGAAGACGAGGAAGAGGAAGAGGAGGACAUGGAGGCAGCAGGCGAGGAGGAAGAGCAGGAAGACGAAGGGGAGGAGGAACCAGCGGCCGCCGUGUCGACCAGGAUGGAGAGUCCGGCGUCAGAGAGAGUGAGGAUGUCGCCGGCGGCGACCCCAACCACGCCCACGAGCACCUUUAAGCCCGAACCCUCGCAGUGGACUGUCGAGGACGUCACAGCCUUCAUACACACGCUGCCAGGCUGUGGCGAGGUUUCGUCGGCUUUCCGCCUUCAGGAGAUCGACGGGCAAGCGUUGCUGCUGCUGACCGAAGAACAUCUGAUGGGCAGCAUGAACAUCAAACUGGGACCCGCGCUCAAGAUCUGUGCGCACAUCAACGCGCUCAAGAACCUGUAAAGUGGGAAAACGAGGAGCCGAGGCGCAUAAAUUGAAAAAGAACCAAGCGAGUCCUUUUGUCCAUAAGCUGCUGAAGAUUUUCAACAUUUAAUAUAUCAAAUUUGUCUAUUUAGUUUUUUUAGAGUCUGAUGUUCAUGACAAAUCGAUCCUGUAGCUCACUUAACCACUGUGUGUGCGAGCGUGAGUGUGUGUGUAAAAACGGCCAAAUCCAAAUAAUAAUGAAGAUAGGUGACCUUUGUACGUGAUUGCUGAAAAUGUGAUGUUUUUUUUUUUUUGUUUUUUUUUAUAUAUUCUCCACCAACAAAAAAAAAAAAAAAAAAACACUCGGUCACAUUUGUAUGAUAUUCUGCUUGGAAAUAUUCAAUAAAGUGAUUCAUCUUA